Molecule: messenger RNA, 6082 nt
Organism: Scatophagus argus
Lineage: Eukaryota; Metazoa; Chordata; Actinopteri; Scatophagidae
Product: interphotoreceptor matrix proteoglycan 2-like
Exons: 15
Coding region: 398-6025 (1875 amino acids)
Biological process (GO): visual perception
Source: RefSeq, a predicted model, not a curated record
CGCCAGCGCUGCGAGGCCCGCGGGGCAAAGACGGAUUAUGUCUGAGCAGUAGAUAAACAGAUUAUUCCCGAAAGGGUGCCUACUUUUUUAACCUCGUCACUCUUGCCACACUUACAGCUCCUGCUGUCCCACAGUUCUCCCUGGGGAGGAGGGACGCCGUCCUCCAUCAGAUGCACAUCCUGGGCUUCAUUACGAGGGUUUCAGCAGCAGCAGCAGCAGCUCAGGGCCUCAAAUCAUCCACCGUCUCCAUGCAAAGUUGAACUCAACCUGCACUCGAUCUGACUGCACCCAUGAGCUCCACCUGAGUGAGAGGACGCCACCGACCCCCUCCCUCCCACCUCCCCUCACCUUGCCGGAUUCCUUGUGACUGUAAUAUUUUGGGAACUCUUCUUCCACAAUGCUGUGGGCAUUGGGACUCGUGCUGCUGUUUGUCCUCACUCCACAAGCUGCUGGACUUAAAGAGAGCGGCCUCAGACUGGGUCCGGGGCUGCAAACGGACGCCGUUGGUUCGGGGCGCCUGGUGGACCUGCUGAAGAUGUCCACACAGAGCGAAGGUUCGGGGUUCGAAGUGAGCUCACGUCGGUCAAAGAGGUCGGUGUUUCUGCACUCUGGAGUGAGAAUCUGCCCCCAGGAGACCCUCAGUGAAGUGCUGGCCAGCCACCAGGCGUACUACCAGCUCAGAGUUUGUCAGGAGGCCGUGUGGGAGGCGUUCAGGAUCUUCUUCGACAGGAUCCCUGGCACGGCAGAGUACCAGAAAUGGGUUCACACGUGUCAACAUGAGUCGCUAUGCAUCUCUGACCUCGCCAAAAACUUCAGCGGCUCCGAGGAGCACAUGAGCAUGAUUCACAGGAGGAUGAACCGGAGGACCGACGGAGGCGCUCCGACACGACGAGUGGUGACUCCUGCACCGAAUCAGAAGAUCCCAGAGUUAGCAGGUGCAAAGGUUGAGACUGUUGGUCCUCCGACGGCUCCUCCGACGGCCCCGCCGACGGCCCCGCCGACGGCCCCGAGCAACACCACAGUCCUCCUUAGCCCUGUGAGCACCUCUCCAAGCCCCGGCCUCGAUCACACCCAGCCAGCCGAGGAGGUCGAGGAGGAGUCCGAGCUUCCUAAUGUGGUCCCUGAGAGUCCAGUGGAGCAGAUCGUGGAGUUCAGUAUCGACCUGGUGGAUCCGGGUUACAGGGAGCUGCUGGACGAUCCGGACUCCCCUCAGUACAUCGACCUGGCUCAGCACCUGCAGGACCAGAUGCAGCAUGUUUUUGACAAACUUCCAGGAUUUAAAGCCAUCCAUGUGCUGGGAAUCAGGCCUGGCGGGAUCUCAGUGCACUACUCUCUGGUCUUUGAGAUUAAUUCACCUAAAAUCAACUCUGAGAAUUCAGAGACGCCGACCGGCAGCCCAGAGUCUUCGGUCGAGUCAGGGCUCAGGGAACUGGUGACCAAGGCUUUGCGUGAGGAAGCGUCACUGCCAAUCGAUCUGGACUCACUUAACUUUAAACCAGAAGUAAUCCUUCUACCAGCCCUGACAUCAACCUCUGCAGCAGAAAUUGUAGAUGAGCCCAGUGAGCCUGAUUCACACAACGACUUUGAGGUUUUCACUGAUGAGCCAGAAGUUGAUAAACCUCAGCUGGUGGUUCCCCUCACCCCCAUGGAGAAAGAAAAUGCCCUUGUGACUCUGCUGGAUCCCACAGCUGUCCCAGAUGAUGAGACGACAGCCAUGAUGGGUGGGAUGGCUGAGAGCAGCGAUCAUUCCCUGGUCUCAGAGGAUGUUUCUGAUGAGUCUGAGGCAAUUCAUGUGAGUGAGCCCGAGCCGUCAAAUGUAGGAGGGGAGGAAGAAGAAUUGCUUAUAAUUACUCAUGAGAUUAAAACCAUUCAUCACGAUGAAACUGGUGAACUUGUGAGGGACUACAUCCCGACCCCUCCUGUCAUUCCCAAGCUGGAGACAGAUGCUCCUUAUGUCAGUCUGUCUCCAAAUCUGAUAUCAGAGGAAGACCUCACUCCUGUUGAUGAGGACAGUGAAAAUCCUAGUUUGGAUGUUGUUACCCCCACCACGCACAUUUUAUUAACUACACCUCUUGCUGGAGGGGAGCUGUCUGAUUUGGAUCUCCCAAUCACAACACUUUCAGCAGUCACAGGCCAACCCCCCACUGAGCCAAUGGCAGAUGAAGAAGUUAACGCUCUUCCAGAUGAGGAAGAGGCCGAAUUGGGUGUUCCUGGUGACCUCAGUGAGGUUUCAGAAACAGAGAGACAUGAUGUUCCAGAGCUGGAAACUGGAGCUGAAUUGCUAGAACCAGAGGGGGAGUUAGACAUGGGAUCUGAUGAAGAACUGCUUGACGUUUUUCAGCCGACACCCGAACAAACUGAAGUUUCUGUCCCGGAGGGACAAGGGAUUUUAGAUUUUUCAGAACCUGAGCAGGACAUAACUGAAGUUUCAGAGUCUGAGGGAAAAAUACAUGAAGAAACCAAAGAUUCAGAACCAGAGGAAGGGUUGGUGGUAGAACAUCAAGAGGAGGUGACAGCUUCAGAGCCAAAAGAAACUGAGAAGGGGAAUGAUGAAGUUUUAGAAUCUGAGCCAAAAGAAUUCCAACCUGAGCCAGAUGAUAGAGUGGCUGAGAUUUUGGUUGAGCAAGGUGAGGAAGAGGGAGUGGAAGUUCUGCAACCAGGAAAGGAAACUGAAGUUACAGAAGGGGGAGAAGGUAUAUCUGAGGUCUCACGUCCAGGUCCAAAACCUAAGAAAGAUGAUGAUGAGUCAGAUCAAGUUCCAGAAACAGAGGAAGAGUCAGAAUUCGAUGGGGUUGUAGAUUUGGUUUCAGAAUGGGUGGAAGAGGUGCUUGAACCUGAGGGAUCAGAAAAAACAGCACCUGUUUCCAAGGAGGUACUACCUGAGGAUUCUGAGCUGAAAGAGGUGGCUGAGGAUGAAGAAGUUGAUGUUGUUGUAAAGCCUGUAGCGGACGAAGAGGUCUCCAAAUUUCCAGAAUCACAUGGAGAGAUGUUAGAAACAGAAUAUGAAGUGAUAAAGACAUUGGAAGCAGAAGAAGAAGAAGUUGUGCAAGUUCCAGCACCAGAUGAAGGUGUGGUUGACAUAUUGAAACCAGUGUCUGAACCUGAGUCAGCACCAGAACAGGAAGGGCGUUUUACUGAAGUGAUAGAAACAGGAGAUGAGGUAGUUGAGGUUAAAAGAUCAGAGGAGGAACCAGUGCAGGUUUCAGAACCAAGUGUUGAGGAGCUUGAUCCAGAGAAAGAGCCAAAAAUACCAGAUGUACCAAAACCAAAGGAGGAUGUGGCUGAGGAUGUAAAACCAGAGGAAGAAGUGGUUGUGUUUCCAGAACCGAACAAGGAUCUUGUGGAUAUUUCAGAAGCUCAACUCCCACCAGAAGCUGGAGAAGAUGCUUUUGAGGGAGAACAAGAGGAGGCAGUUGAGAAUCCAGAGGAAGCAUUGGAGCCAGGGAAAGGUGUAGAUCAUGUUAUACCACCUGCAGAAGAGUUACCUGGGGCUUCAGAGCCAGAAUCAGAAGAGGAACUAGUAGUUGAUGUCUCAGAACCAAAUCCACAGGAGGAGAUAGUUGAGAUUUUAGAACCAGAGCCUGGGAAAGAUGUUACUGAGCCACCAGCCAAAUCAACUAAAAUUCUGCCCCCCUUGGAUGGCAGGGACCGUCUUCACUUUGGAGAAGAUAUUGUUCAGGUUGAUGAGGACAAUGAGUUCCUUCAACCAAAGAAAGAGCCAGAAAUACCAGAUGUACCAAAACCAAAGGAGGAUGUGGCUGAGGAUGAAGAAGUGGUUGUGUUUCCAGAACCGGACAAGGAUCUUGUGGAUAUUUCAGAAGCUCAACUCCCACCAGAAGCUGGAGAAGAUGCAGAUGAUGCUUUUGAGGGAGAACAAGAGGAGGCAGUUGAGAAACCAGAGGAAGCAUUGGAGCCAGGGAAAGGUGUAGAUCAUGUUAUACCACCUGCAGAAGAGUUACCUGGGGCUUCAGAGCCAGAAUCAGAAGAGGAACUAGUAGUUGAUGUCUCAGAACCAAAUCCACAGGAGGAGAUAGUUGAGAUUUUAGAACCAGAGCCUGGGAAAGAUGUUACUGAGCCACCAGCCAAAUCAAUUAAAAUUCUGCCCCCCUUGGAUGGCAGGGACCGUCUUCACUUUGGAGAAGGUACUGUUCAGGUUGAUGAGGACAAUGAGUUCCUUCAACCAAAGAAAGAGCCAGAAAUACCAGAUGUACCAAAACCAAAGGAGGAUGUGGCUGAGGAUGUAAAACCAGAGGAAGAAGUGGUUGUGUUUCCAGAACCGAACAAGGAUCUUGUGGAUAUUUCAGAAGCUCAACUCCCACCAGAAGCUGGAGAAGAUGCUUUUGAGGGAGAACAAGAGGAGGCAGUUGAGAAUCCAGAGGAAGCAUUGGAGCCAGGGAAAGAUGUAGAUCAUGUUAUACCACCUGCAGAAGAGUUACCUGGGGCUUCAGAGCCAGAAUCAGAAGAGGAACUAGUAGUUGAUGUCUCAGAACCAAAUCCACAGGAGGAGAUAGUUGAGAUUUUAGAACCAGAGCCUGGGAAAGAUGUUACUGAGCCACCAGCCAAAUCAACUAAAAUUCUGCCCCCCUUGGAUGGCAGGGACCGUCUUCACUUUGGAGAAGAUACUGUUCAGGUUGAUGAGGACAAUGAGUUCCUUCAACCAGUCAGUGAGGAAGACAACUUGGGCAUCAUACCAAUUGACAUCCAGCCUUCUGAAGAACAUGUACGUGAACAUGAUCACAAAUAUCCCAUCAUCGAUGACUUUAACAUGGAGCAGGAUGUUGACAGGGUAGACACACAGGUGGAGAGCGACCCCGAUGCUACCACAACCACAGAAACAUCGAAGAGUGAUCUACAGUUUGAAACAUCCUCAGAUAUUGCAGACAAGCAAGACACAUCGGAGGGCAGUGAAGUCACAGGAGUCUCGCUGGACGAGAAGGAUUCGUUCCCAGAAGGAGACAUCGGUGUAACAGUAACACCAGUUUCUGACUCCUUCCUCACACCUCCAACAACUUCUGCGACAGUGUCUGAAGUGUCCUCACCCAGCCUGACUAUAGACUCUGGACUCUUUGAGGUAGCAGAGCAGUCUGUAAUCCCCUCUGCACCACAGUCCUCAGAGGACGAGAGUGCAGAGCCAGAGUCGGAGCAAAGUGAGCCAGCCGUCGUCGUUAUCGAUGAGGACUUGAUAGAGGCAGAGCAGAAAGGGGGUGAAAGGCAAACCAGCCCGACGGCGGCUGCUGAAGACGUCAUUGACGAAGCUGUAAAGGACCUUGCGGUGGAACUGGAUCAGACUGACAUACCAACCACAGAGGCCAGUGAGCUGCUGGAUGAGGGGAGUGGCUUCUCACCUGUGGAGGAGGUACACACAACCACCCCACCUCCAGGGAGAUACCUGACCACACCCUCCAUGACCACAGCCAGCCAGGGCAGGGAGCUCGUGGUGUUCUUCAGCCUGCGUGUCACCAACCUGAACUUCUCCGAGGACCUCUUCAACAAGACAUCUCUGGAGUACAGAUCGCUGGAGAACACCUUCUUAGACGUGCUGCUGCCGUUCCUGCAGGCCAACCUGACGGGCUUCAAAAAGCUGGAGAUUCUGAACUUCAGAAAGGGCAGCGUGGUCAUCAACAGCAAGAUGAAGUUCGCCAAGUCGGUGCCGUACAACAUCACCGAGGCCGUCCACUGCGUCCUGGAGGAGUUCUGCUCCGCUGCCUCCAAGAACCUGCACAUCCAGAUCGACAGCCACUCUCUGGAUGUUGAACCAGCCGAUCAGGCCGAUCCCUGCAAGUUCCUGGCCUGCGACGAGUUUUCCCGCUGCGUGGUGAACGGCCGGACGAAGGAGGCUCAGUGUGUGUGUGAGCCGGGCUUCCUGUCGGUGGACGGCCUGCCCUGUCAGAGCCUGUGUGUCCUGCAGCCGGACUACUGCCGAGGAGGAGAGUGUCACAUAGUUCCCGGACACGGAGUCCUGUGCAGACCCGAUGAAACCGGACUCAGCUGCGGGAACUCUGGACUCGUCAAGCCUGCACUGUAAAAAUCCAAAAUGAUGCUGAGCUGAAGAGACUUGAAGACAAACCCGUUCACUCCCAAA